Messenger RNA from Ochotona curzoniae (black-lipped pika), 3505 nucleotides. It is a transcript of the gene ERP27, whose product is annotated as endoplasmic reticulum protein 27. The transcript is spliced from 7 exons. Lineage: Eukaryota; Metazoa; Chordata; Mammalia; Lagomorpha; Ochotonidae. Gene Ontology annotation, biological process: response to endoplasmic reticulum stress; protein folding. The record is from RefSeq and is a predicted model, not a curated record. The coding region runs from base 521 to 1339 and encodes 272 amino acids. Gene Ontology annotation, cellular component: endoplasmic reticulum.
AAUAACAACAAAUAAAUCUUUUUAAAAAUAAUAAAACUUUGUCUUUUCUUGUCUGGCAAAAUCUUAUUUCCCUAGGGGCUCUUUUUCUGCUUCCUCUGUAGGAAGAAAGCCUUCAUAGAACGUGAACAUGGCUCUCAGUAUCCCUAGUCCAAAUCCUCACCAAACCCUGCAAAGCCCUGUGACUUUCUCACUUUUCAUAUUUGAAUGAUCUGUUUUUCUUGCUGACAAUCUGAAGAAAGUUAGAGUUAUCUCUGUGUCCCUAGUGCUUAAGUCAACACCUGGGACAGAAUAUUUUAAUGAUUUCAAUGAAGUCAACCUAACUUUUUUUCUGGUUGGUUAUGAUCUGAGGCCUUGGCCCUAGAUUUGGUCUUUUAUCUCACAAGCUUAAGGUCCACCCUGGAAGCAGCUGCAAAGUUCCCAGGGCACUAACAAACCCACAAGCAAUUAACCACAGAGCAGGCUGCCCUGAAACAGCAUCACAGAACACCAAGUCCAGGGUUGGCGCAGGAACAAGAGAACAAUGGACACGUCCUAUCCCAGUCGCCUGUGUCUGUUCUUUCUCAUGUGUGUGCUGGCCCUAGAAGUCGCCACAGAAGUGGAGGAACCUUCAGAUGGUCCUGCUGCCACCCAGGAACUCAUGUGGCUCACAGAUGUCCCGGCUGCCACGGCGUUCAUUGCUGCUGCUGAGGUGGCCCUCAUAGGCUUCUUCCAGGACUUAGAAUUACCAGUAGUGUCCAUAUUCCGUGAUAUGGUGCAAAACUUCCAAGAUGUAUCCUUUGGAAUCAGCAAUAAUUCUGAGGUUCUGACCCACUACAACAUUACUGGCAAUACCAUUUCCCUCUUUCGUCUGGCGGAUAAUGAACAAGUGAAUUUAGAGGGUGAAGUCAUUGAAAGCCUUAAUGCUGACAAACUAAGCCAGUUCAUUGAGACCAACAACCUCCACCUGGUGACGGAAUACAAUGCUGUGACUGCAGUUGGCCUGUUUAGCAGCAAUAUUCAAAUUCAUCUUCUCCUGGUGAUAAACAAAGCCUCCCCUGAGUAUAAAGAGAACAUGCACAGAUUCCAGAAGGCAGCUAAACACCUCCGGGGGAAGGCUCUCUUUGUUCUGGUGGACAGUGGGAAGAAGGAGAAUGAGAAAGCGGUGUCAUAUUUCAAACUAAAGAAGUCUCAACUGCCUGCUCUGACUAUUUACCGGACUGUGGAUGAUAAGUGGGAUGCUCUCCCUGUAUCAGAGGUUUCUGUUGAGCGUGUGCAAAACUUUUAUGAAGGAUUCCUGGAAGGAAAAUUGCUGAGCGAAAAUCAUAAAUCAGAAGAAAAGACUUCAAAGGUGGAACUCUGAUUUCUCCCUGAUACUUUGGAAUGCCACAAAGUGUCUUUAUAUGCCAAAUAAAAAGGGAUAACUUAAACUUCAGAAACAUAACAUCUCCAGAAUUCCAGUUCUUCUCCCACCACACACACCAAACUCCAUCUUGUUCCUUGAAAUCUCAUUUACAACCAUUCUCUUUUCUUCCAAUUUUUAUAUUCUUUCACUGUACACCCAACUUCCUAUUAUGCAAUUAUAUUGUGUAGGUCCAUCUGUAAUGCAGUGCUAUGACGAAGAGGUAUUAUUGGAUUGUUCUGACUUGUAGAAAGUAUUGAGCCUGUAUACUAAAUGCAAUUUACAUAACAUAGUUUCUGCUCUUUCAGGGUUAUCUAAGGAUUGAAAUUCUUUCCUUAUAUGCACAUGUCUCUCUCUGACUCAAGGACAAGAACAAAAAGUUAGUUUUAAACCUCUUACUGAGUUUGUCUUCUUACAAGAAGUUGAAUGAUAUCUCCAAAACUGUGAACCCAACAGACACACAACACAUAAAAACUGUAUGCCUAUUUAGCAUUCCUAACUUCCCUUGUAACUCAAUGACCCAUGUAAUAAUUAAAAACCAAGAACAUUUUAGAAAAAGACUGCAUCUCUUUGCAGGCCAAACCUUUUGUAAAUACCUAGCUGCCCAACUAAACAGUUUGUACCUUGCCCUUUAGUGCCCCUGUUAAGUAUCAGCUCAUAAGCCACUAAUCUGUUAUUGUUCACUCUGUGGGUGGGAUGGGUGAUGGGUAGAGACCAUCUUGCCUGAGGAUGGAUCCAACUAUGGUGAAGGAUCUGGGAAGUAAAUCAGGUAAACUGGCGACAAACAAAUAGGAGACAGGGAGCCCUUGGCACUGGGGCAGGUUUGGGCAGACAAAGCAGCAGAUUAUUGCAGGUGAGGUGUAUAACCAGCUCAUGUGGCGUGAAGGGAGAGUCUGGCUGCAUGUCCCUGGCUCACAGACUCUUACUGUCAACACACAAAUGCUACAUUGUGCCCAGGAGGCCCUUGACCCCGAGGAAAAGUGCUGAAGAGCUGAAAAACCACAGAUGUGCAACUAAGGACUGGUCCAAAUGAAGAACAGAGAGUGAAAAGAUUGGUUGUUCCUGUAAAUGGGAAAAACUCCACAGGCUCUGGGCUAAGAACCAGUUGCUGGCAAGAAUAAGGCAAAAAGCAGAAAUGCACAGCAAUAUGAGACCCAGAGGUUCUGGGCAGGUCAUCCAGUCCAUCUCACGGCUUCACAGAAUUGCCUGAAGAUGAAAAAUAUCCCUAAGACUGGUCCAUCCCAGAAGGCUACCUUUGGUCUGAUAAAUGAGGACCCUUGAAACUUGCAAUCAAGAAAUGCCUCCUGAUUUCAAGCAGAGGUCCUCUGGACAUGGAAUCUCUUCCUUCUUCAUUUCCCUUCAUAAAAAUCAGGAGCACCUGCCAGUCCCAUCCCCAAAUGAUGAACUCUCCUCCUGGUGAACUGCUUUUAGGCCCUAUAACAGUUAGUCUUUACCAUACACUUCAUUAUUUGUCUUUCUUCCUUCUUUCCCAACAUUUAUCUCUUUUUUCUUAAAACACUGGAACUUCAACUCCUAUAGCAAUUCAAUUGCAACUUUAUUGUAGACUCUGUUUUAUGCUUAUUCAUAUGUUUAUAGUGCUAGUUGAAUUAUUCUCUCUCAUCUUGUGGCUCUCCAAAACUGCCCGAUACUUUUGCUUGGCUUUUCAGUAGAGAUCCUUUUCUUUAUUAUUCUAGAAACUGAAGUCCAAACAGUAAGGUUUCUUUCUUUAGAGAGUAGAGAUUUCUAAAGGUUCUCAACCAUUCACUAAAGGUCAGACCCAAACACUUUCACCAUUUCUAAAUCUUAACUCUGGGCAAUCUCUUCCUAAGUUUGUGCUUUCAUUUCCACAAGAAUAUAUUAUUAUUAAAGUAUCUACAUACAUCUCAGUCAUUUUUAGAGACAGAAUGAAGAAAUGAGAGCUGGCAGAACUCAAAGGAAUAAUGGGGAAAUCUGGCUGUGAACAUCACCUUUACUGAGUAUGUGGCUCUAUAAUCUUGGGAAAACCACUUUCUAUCGUUGAACUUCACUUCAGCUCAAUAAGGACAACACAAUACUUUACAGAAUUUAUUUUUAGAUUUUAGGGUGAUAAUACAUACUGAAUAAAGUCAUCAUUAUUUGCUUUUCCAA